AUGGGGGUCGGUGGGUGCUUAGCCCUGCCCUGGAGGUGCCUAGUCGUCCUCUGUCUCAGGCUGCUCUUCCUUGUGCCCGCAGGAGUGCCCGUGCGCAGCGGAGAUGCCACCUUCCCCAAAGCUAUGGACAACGUGACUGUGCGGCAAGGGGAGAGUGCCACGCUCAGGUGCUCCGUGGACAACCGAGUGACCCGCGUGGCCUGGCUGAACCGCAGCAGCAUCCUCUAUGCUGGCAAUGACAAGUGGUGCUUGGACCCUCGGGUGGUGCUCUUGGCCAACACCAAGACCCAGUACAGCAUCCAGAUCCAGGACGUGGAUGUGUAUGAUGAGGGCCCCUACACCUGCUCCGUGCAGACAGACAAUCACCCCAAGACAUCGCGUGUCCACCUCAUCGUGCAAGUGUCUCCAAAAAUCACUGAGAUCUCUUCUGACGUCUCCAUCAACGAGGGUGGCAACGUCAGCCUCACCUGCAUAGCCACAGGCAGGCCAGAUCCAACAAUCACCUGGAGACACAUCUCGCCCAAAGCUGUGGGCUUCAUCAGUGAGGAUGAGUACCUGGAGAUCACAGGCAUCACGCGGGAGCAGUCGGGCGAGUACGAGUGCAGUGCGUCCAACGACGUGGCAGCUCCUGUCGUCCAGAGAGUCAAAGUCACUGUCAACUACCCUCCGUACAUCUCGGAUGCCAAGAGCACCGGGGUGCCAGUGGGGCAGAAGGGAAUCCUACUGUGUGAAGCUUCUGCUGUCCCCUCUGCUGACUUCCAGUGGUACAAAGAUGACAAGAGGCUGGCUGAAGGACAGAAAGGACUGAAAGUGGAGAACAAAGCCUUCUUCUCCAGACUGACUUUCUUCAACGUCUCUGAGCAGGACUAUGGCAACUACACCUGCGUAGCCUCCAACCAGCUAGGAAACACCAACGCCAGCAUGAUCCUCUAUGAAGAGACAACUACUGCUCUGACACCCUGGAAAGGCCCAGGCGCAGUGCACGAUGGCAACAACGGCGCAUGGCGGCGAGGGGGCUGCCUGUGGCUGCUGCUCCUCCCCCUCGCCCAGCUCGCCUGCCAGUUUUGA
Messenger RNA from Indicator indicator, 1068 nucleotides. Its product is annotated as protein CEPU-1. Gene Ontology annotation, cellular component: neuron projection. Lineage: Eukaryota; Metazoa; Chordata; Aves; Piciformes; Indicatoridae. The record is from RefSeq and is a predicted model, not a curated record. The transcript has 8 exons. Bases 1 to 1068 code for a protein of 355 amino acids.